Messenger RNA from Arctia plantaginis, 1869 nucleotides. The record is from the annotation of a GenBank genome assembly. Lineage: Eukaryota; Metazoa; Arthropoda; Insecta; Lepidoptera; Erebidae.
AUGGCAGAGGCGGCGUUUUCUGAAGAUGGAAAAUAUUAUUCUGCUAUCACACAGGAUGGCAGAUUAAAAAUAUGGGACACAGAAACUAAUUUAAUUAAAAACGAGUAUACACCAGACUUGCAUUUAUCUUCACCGCCCUCGUGUUUGCAAUGGAUUUCAGCAUCUCAGUCGACUGUAUCCCCACAAAAAGGAGCAAGACGGAAAAGUAUUAGUGAAGAAACAUACUACAUAGCCCUUGGCACAAAUACUGGGAAAAUUCUUAUAUAUUCUGUUGCACAAAAUAAAAUUGAAACGGUUUUAUCAAACGAAACAACACAGAGUGGUAUAAACACAUUGGAUUGGCACAGAAAAUAUGGACUCUACAGUUGUAAUAAGGAGAAUCAAAUAUAUGAGUGGGAUUUGAACAGUUCGUCAGUUAGAUAUAAGUAUAACGUUAAUGUUGAUAGUAAGAGCAAACACGGAAAUAAUGUCAGCGCAAUUAAAAUCGUACCACAUAUGCACCACACACAAGCCCGAUAUAUUGUCGCAGCCUCGUACCAGGUGCGAGUAUGGCGAUUACAUUAUGGAGAAGCGACCGUUGUCAAAAACUUGGGACACAACGCUGCACCAACUGCUUUACUAAGCAUAGCUGUGUUGAAUGAUGUCUGUUGGUUAAUCGAGGGUUCACAAAAUGAACGCCUUUUAUCAUUCUGGGAUGUAACCGUUUCCGAAGACCUUGUACCUCAACAGAAUGGAGAUGAAGCCCCCUACAAGAAACAGAGGAGGAAAUCAAUAUCAAAGUCUCCUGUCACUUCCAACAUCCCAACAUACAACUUUGUAUUAGAGGAUGCACCUAAAAUUAUUGAUGUGGAUUUGAAAGAAGAUGAAGGGGCGAUGAGGUUGAGGCUGGCAGCUGCUACUAGGAGUGGAGUGGUGCAUUAUUAUGGACAUUUGUUGAAUGGCUCAUCAACCAAGCCGAUAAAACCAUCAGUCACGAUACAGAUCACCAGUGACGACGCCCGCCCGCUACCCCUGCAGUGCUGUCGGCUGACCGCCACAGACUUGCUCAUAGGGUACACGGACCCUCCUGUGCUUCUGUUCGAGAGAGUGACCCCAGUCCUGACAUCCAAAACACAGAUUAUAAUCCGGGAGACGAAGAAAAAACAGAAACAGACGGACAACGUGAACAAAACAAGAUCAGAUGAAUCAAAGCUGGUUACUUAUGUGGAGCCUAUGGGUGGGGUCGUCAGGAAACGAGCCACGCCUGGCGACAAGGUGGAAGUACCAAUGGAGGCUCGCCUCGCCAACUUGGCGCUGGACGUGAAAAGUCGGGGCAAGUCAGCCGUCAGUCAGAACUUGACCAAGCUGUUGAUGCAAGGUUUACAUUCUAAGGACAAAAAUAUAAUAUUAACAGUACUUCAAAAUGAUGAUCCCGCUGUAGCAAAAAGGACAGUUAGCAACUUACCCGCUGACUAUGUCCCACUACUCUUGGAACAGCUUGCUGAUAUGGCCACCAGGAAAACUAGCCAAUGUUCAGCGGUGUCCACGUGGCUGUCGGCCGUGGUGCGGAACCACUCGGCCCUGCUGCUGGCCACCAUGGGCACCCGCGCCUCCGACCACCUCACUCACCUGCUCGCCAUGUUCACACACAGACGUUCCCACUUGUGUCAGUUACUGAAUCUAAAAGGUCGGUUGCACCUAACGAUAUCACAGCGCAGCACAGACACCCUCCAGGCAGAACAGGAUCCAGUCCUGGCCUACAAAGACACGUCAUCAGACGAGGAGAUGGAGGCGGAGGCGUAUGCGUCCGAAAGCGAAGCGUCCUGGGGAGAUGACAAGUUCGACAGCGAACAAGAGGUGCCGGGAGAAGAUGAGUCGGAGGGAGAUUGA